UUCAGCAUGAACAAGUGGACAUUUUUUGCCCUUGUUUUGCUCGAUCUCCACCUUUCCUUGGCCAUGAGGGCUUUCCAUGGAGCCUGCCCAUCAAACAUGACAUCAGUUAGCGACUUGGAUAUGGAUCGUUUUAAAGGAAAGUGGUACACUCACUCCCUUUAUCCUCCUCUCUCAUUUCGAAUAGGAAAAUGUCAGUCAACGGAAUUUUUGGAAGACACUGCGGAUAAAUUUCACGUUAUUGCCCGUGAACUGAGUUUGACAACCGGUACAGUAAAGGUAAGAAAAGCGGAUAUUAUAAAAAUAGAGGCAAACAUGGGAAGGUAUAUUUUGGGCACAAGAAAUACAGCAUUUCCUGAAGGCGUGCUGAUUUAUGUACUGGAUACGGACUAUGAUAACUUUGCCAUACGCUUUAUGUGCUUCGAUGCCAGCCACAUUUUCAGUUUUCACUGGGCUGUCAUCCAGACACGUAAACGUUUACCCCCCCCGGAUAUAAUAUAUUUGGCUCAGCACUAUGCACAUAAUGCUGGGAUUGUUGUAGGUGACAUGAGUAAAGUUGCCCAGGAGUCAUGUCCUGAAGAUACUUAACUUUUAUUUUCCUUCUUUUGAUAUGUUAAUAAUUAAAAUAUGGAGCACAAAUUUAUAAAAGUUGUACAACAAUAAUUGAUUAAACUUGACAAAGUUAUACAGUUUAUUGAAGAGUAA
Drosophila elegans is the source of this 702-nucleotide messenger RNA. RefSeq lists its product as uncharacterized. The transcript has 5 exons. NCBI's taxonomy places the organism in Eukaryota, Metazoa, Arthropoda, Insecta, Diptera, Drosophilidae. The record is from RefSeq and is a predicted model, not a curated record. Bases 7 to 585 code for a protein of 192 amino acids.